AUGGGGUGUUGUGUGCGGAUUCUGUAUUUGAAGGGGAUUGAUGUGUGGGUUACGUAUGAUGUUCUGUCGUCAAUAGCCCUGAUCACCAUUAGCAUCACGGAAGCACAGGAGCCCACUUACCGUUAUGAUUAUUGCCCAAACACAACCACUUUCGUUAGAAACAGCAAAUAUGAAGCCAAUUUAAAUCUCCUUCUCUCUUCACUGGUCUCCAAUGCAAACCGCAAUAACAUUGGAUUUUACAACAACUCUGCAGGACAGGACCCUUAUGAUGUCUAUGGCCUCUUUCUUUGCCGGGGGAUCUCAGUGUCGAAGUUUGUCUAA
Messenger RNA from Dovyalis caffra, 321 nucleotides. The record is from the annotation of a GenBank genome assembly. NCBI's taxonomy places the organism in Eukaryota, Viridiplantae, Streptophyta, Magnoliopsida, Malpighiales, Salicaceae.